Molecule: messenger RNA, 762 nt
Organism: Pestalotiopsis fici W106-1
Lineage: Eukaryota; Fungi; Ascomycota; Sordariomycetes; Amphisphaeriales; Sporocadaceae
Exons: 1
Coding region: 1-762 (253 amino acids)
Cellular component (GO): plasma membrane
Source: RefSeq, a predicted model, not a curated record
AUGAAGUCGUUUUCUGCCAACCGCUCAGCCUUUUUGGCAGCGGUCAUCGUGGGCUCACAUCUCGUCGCCGCAAGCCCAAAGCCAGUCUUCUCGCACGACCCUAAAACCACCGAUAGCUGCAUUGACUGGUGGAACAACGCCGACGCCUCCAGGUCCUGCGAGUGCGUCAGAGAUCAGUUCAGCAUCAUGCCUGAAGAAUUCGCAGCAUGGAACCCAUCUCUCAGCGAAGACUGCGACCCAUGGCGUUACCCUCUGUCGUAUUGCGUGUCCACCAGUGACCGCGAUCCCCCGCCAAAUGCAACUACAACAACCACUGUCACCCCUACUCCCACUACCACAACCACCAGCUCACACGUUCCCUCCCCAACUUCCUGGAGUGCUAGGGGCUGCUACCCUGACCAAGACCCCGACUUCCCCGUCCUAGACCGCCUGGUCACUGAAGAAGGCGGCGACCCAGACCUAGACAUUGCUACCUGCGAAGAUAUGUGCUGGGAAGCCUCCAUCAACGGAACCGUUCUCUUCGCAGGCGUCAAAGCAGGCAACCAAUGUUGGUGCAGUAGCUUCAUCGGCGGGGAGUCUACCAGCGACCAAAAGAAGUGCGACACACCUUGCGCCGGUAACGAGGAAGAAAUUUGUGGUGCCGAUGAUUUCAUCAAUGUUUUUGAGCCCGUUACCACUUCCGAGACUCCCUCUGCGACACGGACUUUCUCGUCAGCUGUUGCGACGGAGAGUGAUUCCGGGGCUGUGCGACUUCUCGCCUAG